This is a messenger RNA of Struthio camelus australis, 12754 nucleotides long. Its product is annotated as MCC regulator of WNT signaling pathway. Gene Ontology annotation, molecular function: calcium ion binding. Gene Ontology annotation, biological process: negative regulation of canonical Wnt signaling pathway. The record is from RefSeq and is a predicted model, not a curated record. NCBI's taxonomy places the organism in Eukaryota, Metazoa, Chordata, Aves, Struthioniformes, Struthionidae. Gene Ontology annotation, cellular component: cytoplasm.
UUGAUCAUAAACCACUUAAACUCCAGGCUCACUGGCAGGGGAAACUUUAGCAUGAAGUGCAGCAUUGGUUUGUCUCUGGAGGUGGGGGUGUCCUCUCUUUUGCCUUCUCUCUUCCCCAACACUGAAGACCUUGCAGCGCUAUUUUUGUAUUUUCACUGUGAACUUGUCUGAAGCUCACCAAAUCGUUCCGAGUACAUUAAACGGCUUUGGGAGAUGCUCUCAGACCGAGUUGGAGAAAAGGGCAGCAUAAAACGAACGGCAGAGAUGAAGCACAACUUACAGAUGGACUAGGAGAGCUGGAAGAUCCGGAAGCGGUACUUUCCCUGCAUUCCCCGAGCACUCCACAGUGCUAACAAGUCUUUUGCAGCAAUGGAUUGUCUGUGCAGUGGAAACUAAUUUGGCUCUUUUAGAAGAUCUUGCAUCAUUAAUUUGAACUGUAUCAAUGUGGAGUGAAAAUGGCUGUCUAGAGCAAAAUGUGCAAGAUAGAGAAAUCUUGGAGAGGCAAGAACUAUUGAAUCUGUUAAACAAAGCUUGGAAGCAUUAAAAUCUGUAAAAAUUGUCAAGCCCUGAAAAGUCUAAUCAUGAAUUCUGGAGUUGCUAUGAAAUAUGGAAAUGACUCCCCUGUGGAGCUGAGUGAGCUCCAUUUAGCAGCCCUGGCAUCAUUAAAGGGAGACAUAGUGGAGCUUAAUAAACGUCUACAACAAACAGAAAGGGAGCGUGACCUGUUGGAAAAGAAAUUGGCAAAAGCACAGUGUGAACAAUCCCACCUAAUGAGAGAGCACGAAGACGUGCAGGAGCGAACAACGCUGCGCUACGAGGAACGAAUCACAGAGCUGCACAGUAUCAUUGCUGAAUUAAAUAAGAAGAUUGAUCGACUGCAAGGAACAACAAUAAGGGAGGAAGAUGAGUAUUCGGAGCUGCGGUCAGAGCUCAGCCAAAGCCAGCAUGAGGUCAAUGAAGACUCGCGCAGCAUGGACCAGAAUUCUGUUUCGGUACCGGAGAAUCAGUCCACCAUGGUCACUGCAGACGUGGAUAACUGUAGUGACUUGAAUUCAGAACUGCAAAGAGUGCUGACAGGUCUGGAAAAUGUUGUCUGCGGGAGGAAGAAGAGCAGCUGCAGUUUAUCUGUAGCAGAAGUGGAUAGACAUAUUGAACAACUCACCACUGCCAGCGAACAUUGUGAUCUAGCCAUUAAGACGGUAGAAGAAAUAGAGGGUGUACUAGGACGAGACCUUUAUCCAAAUCUAUCUGAGGAGAGAUCUCGAUGGGAAAAGGAGCUGGCUGGCCUGCGGGAAGAGAACGAGAGCCUCACUGCCAUGCUGUGUAGCAAAGAGGAGGAGCUGAACAGGACCAAGGCCACCAUGAACGCUAUUCGUGAAGAAAGGGACAGAUUGCGCAGAAGGGUUCGGGAACUGCAAACACGUUUACAAAGCGUGCAGGCAACAGGUCCAUCCAGCCCAAGUCGUCUCACUUCUGCAAAUCGACCCGUUAACCCUAGUACUGGAGAGCUGAGCACAAGCAGCAGUAGCAAUGAUAUUCCUAUAGCCAAGAUUGCUGAAAGAGUGAAGUUGUCAAAGACAAGAUCAGAGUCUUCAUCGUCUGACAGACCUGUCCUAGGAUCAGAAAUCAGCAGCAUAGGAGUGUCCAGCAGCGUGGCUGAACACUUGGCGCAUUCCCUCCAAGACUGCUCAAAUAUCCAAGAAAUCUUCCAAACUCUGUAUUCACAUGGAUCUGCUAUCUCUGAAAGUAAAAUCCGAGAGUUUGAAGUGGAGACAGAGAGAUUAAAUAGCCGUAUUGAGCACUUGAAAUCCCAGAAUGACUUGUUAACCAUAACACUGGAGGAAUGCAAGAGCAAUGCUGAGAGGAUGAGCAUGCUUGUUGGGAAAUAUGAGUCCAAUGCUACAGCCCUCAGGCUUGCACUGCAAUACAGUGAACAGUGCAUAGAAGCGUAUGAGCUGCUGUUGGCAUUGGCAGAAAGCGAGCAGAGUCUCAUUCUUGGGCAAUUCAGAGCUGCAGGUGUUGGUUCUGUGGGGGACCAAACAGGUGAUGAAAACAUUACCCAGAUGCUUAAGAGAGCUCAUGACUGCAGGAAGACAGCUGAGAAUGCAGCAAAAGCCUUGCUGAUGAAACUGGAUGGGAGCUGCGGGGGAGCCUAUGCAAUCACUGGCUGUAGUGUGCAGCCCUGGGAAAGCCUGUCAUCCAACAGCCACACGAGUACUACCAGCUCAACUGCAAGCAGUUGUGAUACAGAGUUUACAAAGGAGGAUGAGCAGCGGUUGAAGGAUUACAUACAGCAGUUGAAGAAUGACAGGGCAGCAGUGAAGCUGACAAUGCUGGAGCUAGAAAGCAUCCACAUUGAUCCCCUUAGUUAUGACGUUAAACCUCGUGGAGACAGCCAGAGGCUAGACCUGGAAAAUGCAGUCUUGAUGCAGGAGCUUAUGGCAAUGAAGGAGGAGAUGGCAGAGCUGAAGGCGCAGCUUUACCUUCUGGAGAAGGAGAAGAAGGCGUUGGAAUUGAAAUUGAGCACCCGAGAGGCCCAGGAACAGGCCUACCUCGUCCACAUCGAGCACUUGAAGUCUGAAGUGGAAGAGCAAAAAGAGCAGAGAAUGAGGUCUCUCAGCUCUACUAGCAGCGGCAGCAAAGACAAAUUGGGCAAGGAAUGCAGUGAUGGCACCGCAACACCGUUAACGUUAGCUGAGCUGAGACCAUACAGCGAGAGUGAACUGACUGCUGAACUGACAAACGCGCUCAGGCGGGAGAAGAAACUGAAAGCUAGAGUGCAAGAGUUGGUGAGUGCUUUGGAGAGACUCACAAAGAGCAGUGAAAUCAGGCAUCAGCAGUCUGCAGAAUUUGUUAAUGACCUUAAGAGGGCAAACAGUAACUUGGUAGCUGCUUAUGAAAAAGCAAAGAAAAAGCAUCAAAACAAGCUGAAGAAACUGGAGUCACAAAUGAUGGCCAUGGUGGAGAGACAUGAAACACAAGUGAGGAUGCUCAAACAAAGAAUAGCAUUGCUAGAAGAGGAGAACUCUAGACCGCACACCAAUGAGACUUCACUUUGAACGCGUCUCUUUCAACGACGGUUAGUGCCAUUACAAAUCUGUUUCUUUUGGAGGCUGGUUUUUAGGUAGCUUCAAACUCUUAAGAGCUCUGACCCUCAACACAGUUCAGCACCAUCUCUAGGAUUGCAGCUCUCCAGCCGUGAGCCAUGGGGAGGGAGAACCUAACCAUUAACCAAGAACUUUUUAAUAAUGAAAAUGGACAGUGCCUGAAUUAUCAUGCCAUGAGCAUGCACGUUGUCUGUGUCAUUAUGUCUGUACUCAUGCAGGUUCUCUUCCAUCUUAUGUCGCAAAGGCGACAGUGUCACAUAACAAAAUAAUUCAUGUUGAGAUUUUAUUUGGGGCAGUAUGGAGAUAACUGGAGGGUUCUCCCAAUCCCCAAGCUCCUCCCUCUGCACACACCUUCUCUCUGUAUUAUGCUCCAGCCUUGCUGCUGCUGCUACAUCAACUAAAUAAGCAGAUUUGGGGGUGGGGGAUGGAAGUCUCUCUAAGAUGAUCGGCUGGUUUGCUGUUUGCACCACACCUGCAGUACUAUUGCAGGUGCAGGUAGAGUAGGAAAACUCUACUCUUUUGUUUGGCCAAAAAAAAAAAAAAACCCAACACCCUGGGCAUGUCUGGGAACUAUGGUAAUGAUAUAUUUCUUAGUUUGUAAGAGGACUAAAGGCUGUGAGUUUCACCCUGCCAGAUAGUCUGUGCCAAGGUUGAGUAAGAAGUUAUAGGAAAUCUCCGGAUAUUGCAUGUUGUAUGCAAUUAUUUUCUGAGACAGCUGGAUUUUCCUAUUAAUACAUUAUAGCCAAGGUUUUCUUUAAGAGGCUGGGCCGUCUUUGUCAUGUGUAUAGUUUUAUUACAUCUUUCUAUGAUCAAGAGGUAGAAUGUCUUUUUUUAUACUUUUGACCAAAAAAGGUACUUAUUUAUUAGAAAUGUACCUGUUCAAUAUUAAAUACAUAUGCACAAGCCUAUAAAUGUGUGUAUGUAUGGAUGUACAACCACAAACAGAAUGUGAAUGGCUUUGUCUUCAUAUAGCUGCUUAGGCUAACUUUUGUUACUGUUAACAUUCUUUUCUUUUGUUUAAGUAAGUCACAUCAUCUCAAAGUAAAUGAAUUGAAAAUUUUGGCCUAUAAUAGUUAUGACGGCUAAGUAAGUGAAGCGUGGCGAUGAGGUGCUUCUAGGGAGCAAAAAAUGGGAGUCUGACAUGGCAGCAGUUUCGCAUAGAAUUUUCUUCUUUUCAACAUAGCCAAGACCAGGCAUGUAAAACAAACACAGCUGCCAGUUUGGCAUUGUUAAAACAAGCAUGGAGCCCAGUAACUUUGUUCAGCUGUUACUUCUCUGCUUCUAUUUUUCAAGCUUUGUUUUAUCCAGCAAAUCCAAUUUCAGGAGUCAGCUAUCCUUUCUGUUCAUCAUAUGACUUGUUGUACAUGUUGGGCUGCACCUCAGGUUUGCUUAGUGUGUUUAGCGCGAUGAGAAAUUUUCAUCUAGUACUGCAAUUCCUAGUACUAAGGAAGUAUUUUUAAGCCGACCUAAAUGGUUCUGUCUAGUCUAGUCUUGGUAGGCCAGGCAGCCAAAGCAGUUCUGGGAAGUCAUGUUCAGAAUAUGGUAUUAGUGUUAACUCUCGGUUACAACUGAAACGCUCACGGUUGGCGUUCAUGCUCUCUCUCUUAUUACUGUAGCUGUUGUUUUCUUCUUUCCUUAACAGUAUAAUUUCUUGAUAGUUCCCUAGAGUUUGAUACAUCCAGCUACAACGCCAACACCAUAAGUAAGUGGUUGAUUGCAGUAGUGCAAGUUAAGACAAUGCUGAUUUCCAAAUUAAGUUGUAGAUGGGGUGUGAUGCCUUUAGGUUGGUUUUGGUCAGUCCUCUUUAUUAAGAUAAUUGCACAAUUCCCACUUACUACUUAAAUGGAAAUUUUUGCAAAUCAGAUUGUUGAGGCAACAGCUGCAUUGAUUUCUUACUGUCUGUAUGGUUUUGCUAAGUAUCCAUUGUGUUUCAUUUUUUUGGCCAAGUUUGUCAACAGAAAUGUGAGUUUUGCCACACGUGUGCUUUAGUAAUAGCUGAUCACACUUGUUUCUGAAGAAAGUAAUCCACUGCGCACUCUGGUGAAAGUGCAACUACAGUUUGUCUGCUUGUAUCUGAAACAAGUAACUAGAGGUCAUCUCAAAUUGUCAAUGUGAAAUACCUUUCACCUAAGGUAGCUAGUAGCCAUUGUUGUACUGGAUUUCCUCUUUGGAUCCAUUUUUUUUUUUUUUUCAGUUUGUUAGAUUAGCUAAAGAAAUUGUUAAGCCAGUUAGGCUUGAAGCCUUUGAAUUGAAACCCAUCUUUAUGGGCAAGAUUGUAUAUUAAGAAAUGAAAUGUAACUGGAUUUAAAAAUAUAAAGCUGCAGUGUCCUACAGUGGGCCUCAAACAGGCAAGGAUUUGCUGACUCUGUAUAAACUAAGUGCUGUUUAAUGCAUUUACUGCACAUCUCCCCAGCUAACUGUGCGCCAAGAGUGUUUUAGAAUAAAUCAUGUAUCAUCAUGAACGGUAAGUCACUCUCUCUUUCUUCCUAUGGGGCUUAAAGACAGAGCAGCAAGACUGCUGUCACACAGCCUCUGUAGUAGCUUAGCUGUUUGCCAAACCAACACAGUAGCUUGCCUAAGCAAGUAGCUACUGCUUCCUGUGUUGGCACACUGGAAGAGGCUGGUAGGAGAGCGGUGAAAGGUUUACUGGUAUUGUGCUUCGUAUUUUAACAAUUAGCUGCCAGUCCCCCUGUAUUUGUUAAAAAUGGCACUAAUCCUGAGAGUGAAUGCCAAAAGCCUACUUCCUUUUAUGCAAGUUUGAAACACCAGCCUAUAGACAAGUGUGCAUUUUAACUUUACAGUCGAUGCAAGUCACCGCAAAUCACUGCAACUUAGCUCACUUAACACUUGUUGCAGAAAUAGUACAUUUGCAAAGCCAGAAAAAUAAUUGUUCACGCAUUAAUCUUAGUUUGUAUUUUAUUUUUUCACUUUCUGAAUUGCUAGAGUGCAUGAGACUUUACAUUUCACUUUGCGUUCAGAAAAAAAACAGUACUUUUUCUAGUUACGUGUAUAAAUCUUCACCAGCUUGAAUGUACUGCUAGCUAUUACAAAGCACAUGUCACUAAAUUUGCAUUAAUGUCAGUAUUGUUCUACUGUUUUUAUUAGGAAUUUCUCAUUUAAAAACUCAUUUAAUAUUGUACAUUGUAAGAUUAGAAACCUUUCAGCUUACUGAAUUAGCUUUAAACGUAUUGCUGCUUUUUAGUUUCCUAGCCGCUGUAAAAUAGCUAUUUUGUGUUUAUUUGAUAUAGAAUUGUAAAAACUGCAUUUAUUUAUACAGAGACAUUUAUAAUACUUUUAUUUUACAAAUGUUCUUAUAUUCUGAAUAAAUUUCUAAUGCUAUGUCUUUUCUUCUGGUGUUUCUUCAACAUACCUGUCGUCAUAUUGCUGAGCGGUUCUGCUAAAAGGUAACACUAUACCGUAAUCUUUCUCUACGUGAAGUCAGUAAGGGAGGUGGAUGGUACGGCACUGUGAGGAGUUACCAUAAGGGGGACGUGCGAUGUUGAACUCAGCGUGAUCUGAUCGAUCCGUGGUUUUAACUGAGCUCAAAAACAUUAAGACUUGCCACAGACCCGCCUUCACAGCUUCAAUGAAAACUUUACAGAAAUAGAAAAGCACAUAUGAAACUGUUUCCACAUAUCCAGUUCUUUUAAUGACAAGCUUUAUGGACCAAAAACUCUGUCAUUUCAUAAAUACUUUCAAAGCACUUAUUAAGGUUGACAUACUUCCUUUCUUCAACACACCAGACCCCUUUUAAAAUAAAUUUUGCUUCCUAUUGUUCGAUGGGCCCCCUGUCCACCUUCACAAUUGACUUUAAAAAAUACUUCUUUUACUGGCACGUACAUAUAAAUCAGUGCUGCUAAUUGGCUUAAGGCAACAUUAGUUUAAACAUUCUAUCAUGAAAGAAUAAACUGUACCAGCAGCACAGCCUUUACAUUUCACACUGCAAACAGUAAUGUUCAUAUUUCAUUACUACAGUAAGUUAUGAAGUCAUUGACUUUAACUUCACAGAGAAAUUACAGUAGAAAAGAAAAUGUCAGUUUAGUCAUAGCCUCUUAAAUGAUGUGCUUCAGUUUCUGAAUCAGCGAACAACGAUUAAAACCACAGCCAUUAGUACAACAUAUGUUACAGGUAGUCACAGAUUUUACCUACUCAAAUUGAAGAGCUGACUAAUGCAAACUACUCUUCAAAAUAACAUAAUGGUUUAAGCAAGUUGAAUAAAAUCUGCAACUUGACAUGGCAUUUAACUCGCACUUAGCUGUAAAUACUUUCUACUAAGCUAGUACUGAUACAACACCACUUACUUACUUACAUACCAGUGAGGAAAAUGGAUCAAGUUCUUGAGUCUUACAAAAUCAAGAGGAAGACAGGUCAUCUUUCACAUAUGAAUGAGCUCUAUAAUAAAACACCGGCUCCCUAUUUUUCUGCAUGGAGUGCUGCACAGGAUCUAUCUCUUUGGACAGACAGGUCCUAAAAUGUGUACAGCAAUACAGUAUUACCCCAAAGUCUAUAAACAAAAACCCACCUCUCUCUGCAGGUUUUGGUUUUUGGUUUUUUUUUUUUUUUUUAAUGUUACCAUGCUGCGCUAGCCCAGCCUCACUGCUCCUCAGGUGUGAAGUGUUCCCAAACGCUGCACUGCUGUGCAGCCAUACCAGCUCACUUAAGAAUCGUGCUGUAAGUACAGGCUUGAGAAAUAUUUGCUAGAACUUUUAAUCGUGCAAUUUUACAUAACUAACUUUCCUGCAUAAUAUAAGUAUGUACCCAAUGAGUAGGAAUAAAUGGAUCAUCUUCCUCAUUUACUGAUUUUAUUUAAAUAUGCUUAAAACAUUUGUAGUCAAAGUAAAUGCUUCUCAUAGUGGCUCAUGUGUUACAGGGAACUGAGGUGGUGCUAGUUAUGUCUUUAAAAAGGUAUACAUGCUUGUUUUAAAACAAUUAAUGCUUCAUGAGCUAUAACUAUUUUCUUAAGCAUAUUGAACUCCUAAUGGAAACAAAAUGAAAAUUAGUUUUUCUGAUCAACAAUUAAAGAAGUGUUUAAGCUUGACAAAAUACUUAUCUUUUGAACAACUUAUACAGUAAAGUUCAUGGUGGACCUAUUCAAAUUUAAAUAUUCUGUACCCUGUCAAGCUGUCUGACAAUUACUUUUAAGUAAUUGUAGGUCAGCAUGCUUUCUUUUGUUCUGCUAGUAUUGAGGAAUGAAUUGCGGUCGCUUCCCAGAAGUGCCCACAAUGAGACCUCUAAGCAUGAAUAUAGGUGUUAUAGUCAAAGUGAAUAUAGGCAAAGCUAUACACGAGUAUUUUAACCUAAAAUUUUCAAUGAAAAGACAAGUUAAAACCCAAGCAUUUAAUUAUAACGUACUCCUGCUAAUCCAGAUUUUUUUUUCCCCCCUCUUGGUAUGAUCCUGAAUAUGGCCAAUGGAAUUGCUACAUAUGUUGCCUUGCUUUAAGUUCACAACCUACUUGAAACAGUGAAAAUGCACACACAGCAAAAAUCCUACUGCAUCUCCUCUCAGUGCCUAUGUACAGUAUUAAGAACAGUGCAAAUACUAGCAGUUAGCCUACUACUUUCAUUCUUGAACUAGACUAUUGCUACAAAUGCAUAAGAACAAAUACCUAUUACGCAAGAGUAGUGACAUUUCCAGGCCUAAUUUACUGCAAAAGCACCUUCAGUUAGUUUGUAGAAAACUUACCCCAUCUUAAAUAAUUUUGGUUGUUUCAAAAGCUGAAAUACUACAAUAACAAAAGCAAUCUGAAAUUAGUAUGAAGUCAUGUAAAAGCACCAGACUCUUUAACAGUUACAGUGCAAGUUUUAAUUUCUUUAAGUAGAGAAACUGCUUUUAAAAAUCAAUGAGAGGCUAUUCUACCAGGUCUCAAUAGUUUUGAGCUUCCUAAAAAUGUGUAUAGAGUAACCUCCUAAUUUACAAGAUGAAGGCACCUGAUUUUCAGCCUCUGGAAAGAAAAGAGAAAAAAAAAAACACAAGCACACAAACCCCUGUUGUUCAGAAUUUAUAAAAAAAACAAAACAAAACAAAAACCAAACAGGUAGCUGAAAAAUUAAGCAGCCCACUGACCCAACAACUGGAAAGCCAGUCACCCACAGACCCGCAGUACCAUGCUGUAUACCACAGCAUAUUAGAGCUUGGCUUCUUAAUGUAGACUUGCUCUUCACACCAGCACGUUAUGAGUGAUGCUACAGCCUACACAUCAUCAAGAAAGCGCUACUGCUAUACACUACAAGUCACCAGGAAAGCCUACAAUGUUAAGUAUAAGAGUUGGAAAACAAUCUGAGAGCAAGUCUACUAGGAAGAGCCAAGUUGCAAAGCCUGCCUUGUUUUUGAAAGGAACUAUUGGCAUACGUAACAGCCACAAGUAGGUGAAGCAAGAACACAGCAAACGUUGUUCUCAACACUCCACGGUAAAGCACAGGAACUCUGGAGCACAGCAAAGCAGCCUGGAACAGUGAUGAAGACCAAAAUUUUAAUAAACACUAUUUAUGUAAGUAAGUUUGGUCUAAAAAAUUUUACAUUAUGUUUUUUAAAAAAAAAAACUGUGACUGUGCAAUAAAUAAAGCUGUUGCCCUGCUUCUUCCCAGUACCACUUUUCCCAGACUUCAAACUGUACAAGAUAGAUAGCUUCUUUCAAAAGCAUGCAUGUACAUCAAGGAGUUGAAGUUAAUAUUUCUACAUACAUAAUGCAGUUAGGCAGAUCACUUUUCAGUCAAAGUGCAAAGCAUUCUGGAAAAGCGAGAUUCUAGAAAUCUCACACUACUAAGACAGGAGAGUUAUACAGUACUAGAAACUGCAAACUAAUAGUCUAGACUCUCAAGACCCACGUGUUUAUUGUUUCUUUUUGUUAAAUGUUUGGUCAUUUUAUUAAUUUUUUUUUUAAUUUCAAGGACAGUGAUAGAUGACCAUUCACAAUUUGAAUAAACCCCUUGCAGGCAAGCAUUCUGACUUGUUUUUGCUCCAAACAUAAGUAGUAGAAUGAUGUUUAUUUUUCAAGUAUCUUGACCUCAGCUCUGACAUGCAAGCAGUGACUCUUGGUUCUCUGUAUUUAUCCCCCACUCCCAUGAAAUUAAAAAAAAAAAAAAAAUCCAUUACCACUUUUGUUAUUUCUUCACUGUUUUACAGAAACACAUGUAAACUGCACUCCUAAACCGGGAAAUAGACUUAAUUAUAAAAUGAUGGUGAAAUAAGAACAUAAACUAGGAAGAGUAAACAAUCUGAAACGUUCACGGUGCAGGGCACCCUGGAGCCUAAGGUAGAUGACGCGACACCACCACACCUGCGUUGUUCUGGAAACCUUACUGAGAAAGCAGAAAGCAAUGCUAACAAAUACAAGAAACAGUACCCUUAUACAAAGUAGUAAAAGUUAUUGCAUAUUUAAUCACAUUUAUUUGCAAUGCACGUUAAGGCUAGAUUUACUAAAAACCAGGACAUAUCUAUAAGCCCCCUCUUUGGGCUUCUUAAUGAAGCAACUAGUUUCUUUUAUACUGAACCAAACCUUCAUUAAGAAGAUUUAAAAAAAAAAAAAAAAAAAAGAAAAAGACCCAGUGAAUACAGAGGAGGGCCAGCAUCUCCUAUUCAUAGGAGGCACUUGCUUCAUUUUAGAGACUUCCUCUGUCUGUAACAUGAUUUACUAUCUCAAUAGUUUAUUUGAACUUACAAGUUCAAAGUACAUACAGUUUCAGCAAACACCCCCUUAUUUCACAGAGCAUGAAAGUAAUUUAUCUGAAAAGUCAACUUACUUAUUAAAGAUUUCCACAGUCUGAUAUUUAAUCAUGCCUUAGGAGAGGCUCGUUAACUCCACAGGCAGCAGCAGCAGCAACCUGGAGAUAUGAAUACAAACUUCUGCCUUGCCAUGAGUAAAGGCACUUUUGCUGGGAAAUCAACUACUUGCAGUGAAGAAGGAACUAAAGAUUAGUUUUCACCUGAAGCUGAGUUAAUUUAGCAUCCUCCAGCACUAUCCCACCCUCUCAGUUGCUGCACUUACCCAUUUACUGUUUUGAACAGCCUUUGGAUACUAAUUCUUUUUACAAGGUGAACCAAAGCUAGAAUGAGUUAUUUCACAACUUGGUCCUGAACAACAAGGCCCUCAAGACUCUUGUUCUCCAGAGGGAGGAAAUGCUGCAGUCCUGCAGUCUGUUUCUCCUGUUAACUCAUACAGGAGUUCAGGCUUCCCACAGCCAAAAGUGCUACAGCGUUAAAAGUCCCAAAUCACCUGGUGCCAGGCAGAUAAAUAAACCAGAAGAUAGCUCUAAAGCCAUUUUUGAGGGGAAAAAAAAAAAAAAAUACUAGGCAAUAGAUGAUGUAGGGUAGUUGAAGGAAGACCAGGAUUGUGAGUUUUUUUGGAUACCACAUGAGUUGUGUAAAGAAAGACUCAGUGCAUGAACGUUCACUCUGAUGGGAGAAGAGGGCCCACCUGUCAAAUAAUCAUUUGCACACCCUUAUUUUACAGAAGGGUCCGUUGUAAGAUCUGGGACAACAUGCUUUUGUUACGAGCCACUGUGACAAACAAGGACAGUACAUUUUUCCCAACUGCAAAGCAUGUAUUCAAAACCCCUUAAUUUGAAUCACGAAGAACAGAUUUCAUACAGUUUGUCACCUCAACUCCUACUGCUAUUUUUUUCUUCACAUCUUUGAUACUGUUAUUAAGUGUUGUAGCUGCAAGUGACUGAGGCUACAUCAUUCAAAUGCUAGCUGCAAGUGCAAAUCAAUACUAUUGGAUAUAUACAGAACAUACACUACGCUAGAGAUCUAAGGACAUCAGCACAGAAUAUAAUAAUCGGCACUCUCAGAAUAGUUAUUGCAAGCCUGAUUAAAAGCCAUUUAGUGUCACACAAUGCUUCUAUUAUCCAUGCACCUGCCUUCUUCCUCUCAGCAAGAUCCAGAGGCUUAUUUACAUUCAAUACAAAUGCUACACAAGUAACCUCUAACCAAAAAAAAGUUUAAGCCUUUCUUUUUGGAGAGCAGCUGCAAAUGGCUAACACAAAACUUUUAACUUCUCCCCAGUUUGGGGCAGUUCUUAGAACCGAGGCUAGAUGUUUUGAACGGCUAAGUUCUACCCAGUUUGAGCAUCCUCACUGAAGACAGAAGCAGAGUAGGUACAAGGCGGCAAAAUGCUAUAGAUUCAACUCCAAGGUUUACUGAUUGCUGGCCAAUGAACAAUAACUUUCAGUGUGAAGGAGGGAGGAUAUUUUGGGGCAAAAAAAUGGAAAAGAAAAAGAAUGAAAGGUUGAGGCUAGGUUUGAAAUGUGCAACUUAGGGUUUCAAAAUUACUAGGACAGACAAAGGAUUCCUCUGAGAAUCACUUUCAUUGCCACUGCCGUACUAUUGCAAUGUACUAGAAAAUGAAGAGCAACAAUUCCAACAACUUCACGUUAGACUAGUUAAAAGUUUAGCAAGCUGGUAUACGGCCAACAGUUAAAAAAAAAUACAUAGCAAGUUAAAAAAACAAGAAAAAAAUGCCCUCUAAUGCACAGCUAGGAAUAGUGAACUGAACACACUGGAAAGGUACUUUUGUGGACAAAGGCGAUAGUGCAUUUAAAGUGCAACACUUCACCAUGCCUCUCCCAUACUGCAAAGAAAACAGACCCUUCCAAACCAUCAGUCAAUUCCUGCAUUGCAUAGCCAAAGAAAAAGACACACACACACA